Aureobasidium pullulans EXF-150 is the source of this 836-nucleotide messenger RNA. RefSeq lists its product as uncharacterized. The transcript has 3 exons. The coding region runs from base 292 to 687 and encodes 131 amino acids. NCBI's taxonomy places the organism in Eukaryota, Fungi, Ascomycota, Dothideomycetes, Dothideales, Saccotheciaceae. The record is from RefSeq and is a predicted model, not a curated record. Gene Ontology annotation, cellular component: cytoplasm.
UGAAUGAUUUCGUGCGUUUCUACUUGCUAGACGUGAUGGUCUAUGUGUCGGAUAUGUAUGCACGGUAAGACAAGCAAACGGUAUUCUACCAAGUUCAAAGUGACUGCUGCCUGACAAGCAACUCACUCAAUUGAAGGAGUUACGCCUAUUCACUUCUUCCAUCCAACAAGCUAUAAGAACUCCUUCCUUCCUUCAUAAACUCUCUUCUCUUCAUCUCACACUCUUCUCCGGCCACAAGCGAGAUCUCCAUCAACCAAACACCACUUCCAACCUCCACCCACAAGAAUCACCAUGUCGAACAUCGGAAACAUCAUUGGCGGCCACAAGGCCAACCUGAGCAACCCCAAUACCUCUGAGAAGUCAAAGCAGCACUCGCUCGAAGUCAUCGAGAAGGAGACUGGCACCGAGGCCACCUCUGGUACCGGCGCUACCACUCACGACGAUGAUGGCAAGGACCCCAUGAGAGUCGCUGCUGGCCUCAAGGCUGCUCUUCACAACCCCAACGUCUCUGAUGAGGCCAAGGAGGGAGUCAAGGUCCACCUCGACGAAGUCACCCACACUUCUCACGCUGACGACGGCAAGGAUGCCACCAGAGUUGCUGCUGGCCUCAAGGCUGCUCUUCACAACGACAACGUCUCUGAUGAGGCCAAGGAACACGUCAAGGAGCGUCUCGCCGACAUGCAGUAGAUGUCCAGAGCUAUCAACACACGACGGCCAUCACGACUUGACGAUCGAGGCCAUGAGAUUGUAUCACCAUAAAUAAGGGAGAAGUGAAAAACUCAUGAUCCAUCUGAAAUCAACAACUUCCAAUCCUCACAUAGCUUUUUCCUGUGUGC